GAACUGAGAGAGCCCCCAGAUGCCUGAGUAGGAGAGACAGGGGACAGAGGUUGCCAAGCCCUGGCUGCCACUUGUCAGGUUCCUUGUGUUAGACAUGCAUAAUCUGUAUGCCAUCACUGGGUACCCGGACCCACCAGGGACCAUGGAGGAGGAGGAGGAGGAUGAUGACUAUGAGAACUCAGCGCCUCCCUACAAGGACCUUCCUCCCAAGCCAGGAACUAUGGAGGAGGAGGAGGAGGAGGAGGAUGAUGACUAUGAGAACUCAACGCCUCCCUACAAGGACCUUCCUCCCAAGCCAGGUUCAAGUGCUCCACCAAGACCUCCAAGAGCAGAAAAGGAAACAGAGAAACCCCCACUUCCUUGCAAGCCCCGGAACAUGACAGGACUGGACCUCGUCUCUGUCACCUGUCCACCUCCUCAACCGGCUGUGAAUCUUGAGCCUUCUCCAUUGCAGCCAUCCCUGGCCGCAACUCCAGCGCCCUGGCUCAAUCAGACAUCUGAAGGUCCUGGCUGCUGCCAGAAGAGGUGCAUGAUGUAUCUGUGUCUGCCGGUGGUGAUUUCCCUGAUCCUGGGCUGCGUGGGUCUCACCGUGACCCUGAUUAAAUACCAGGAGUUGAUGGAAGAACUGAGAAUGUUAAGCUUUCAGCAGAUGACGUGGCGAGCAAAUAUGACUGGCAUGUCAGGGCUAGCUGGCCUGAAGCAUGACAUUGACCGUGUAAGAGCUGACACCAACCAGUCCUUGGUGGAACUUCGGGGCUUAUUAGGCUGCCGCCGAGUUACCUGUCCGGAAGGCUGGCUGCCCUUUGAGGGCAAGUGUUAUUACUUCUCCCCAAUCACCAAGUCAUGGGAUGAAGCUCGGAUAUUCUGCCAGGAGAAUUACUCUCACUUGGUCAUCAUCAAUAGCUUUGCUGAGCACAAUUUUGUGGCCAAGGCUCACGGCUCUCCACGGGUGCACUGGCUGGGGCUGAAUGACAGGGGCCAAGAAGGGGACUGGAGGUGGCUGGAUGGGUCUCCUGUGACGUUAAGCUUCUGGGAGCCAGAGGAACCCAAUAACAUCCACAAUGAGGACUGUGCUGCCAUGAACAAAGAUGGCACCUGGAAUGAUCUGUCUUGCUACAAAACUACGUAUUGGAUUUGCGAGCGGAAAUGUUCCUGUUGAAGCCCAGACCGAGGCUGGGGGGUCCAUAUUCGAGCGUCCCUCACUCUUUGAGAUGAGAAUCUCCUGCCCUUUCGUGGACGGCCUUGCCUCUUCAUGAGUGGACACAGAUGUGCCCCACGCAGGAUUGGCACCCUGGAUGCAGCAAAUUCCCAGGGAUGCAAGUCAGGCUGCCUCUAGAGUGAAGACUUGGGCUUGUCCUAGUAGAUGGUGAGCUGGGAGGACGCUCAGAGCUUGGUGGUGGGAGGUCUCCCAGUUCUGGGGUUGAACGGAUCUUCACUAAAUUCCUGAUCAUGACUCUUGGGAAGUGAUACUAGCCCUGAAGACCCUGGGGCUGGUAUUGAACCUGGGAUGAAAUAUCCUGGCGCCUCUGAACCACAAAGAGCUGGGACUGGGCUCCUUUUUCUGCAGCCUCAAACUUCUGGGCUCAGGCCAUCCUCCCAUCUCAGCCUCCUGAAUAGCUGGGACUAUACAUGUGCACCACCAUGCGUGGCCAAUUUUUUGUAGUGUUUAAAGAGAGGGAGUCUCACUAUGUUGCCCAGGCCAGUCUCAAACUCCUGGCCUCAAUUGAUCCUCCUACUUGGGCCUCCCAAAUUGUUAGAAUUACAGGUGUGAGCCACUGUGCCUGGCUCAAAAUUAUUAUUAUUAUUAUAGAGAUGAGGUCUCACUCUGUUGCCCAGGCUGGUCUCAAACUCCUGGGAUCAAGCAAUCCUUCUGCCUUGGCCUCCCAGAGUGCUGGGAUUACAGGCAUGUGUCACCACACCUGGCCGAUAUUUUUAUUUUUAUUUUUACUUUCCCCAUCUUUUCCUUUUUUUUUUUUUUUAAAUGAAAGCUUUGAAAGUGGUGACAGCAAAAUUUCCCUUAGAACUAGACCUCUAGAUCUGCCUUGCACAGAAAUACAUUAAAUGGACUGGUCUCAUGUAGUCCCCGCCAUCUUUGCAAAUUACAAACCUAAAAAUUACAGAACAUCAGCAGAGAAGACAGGAGAGCUUCUAUACUUACCCCAUGUUGUCCUCUGCGGACACUGCUUCCUUCCUGGUCUCAAACAGCACAAAUAACCCAGAAACUAUCAAAAGUAUUUUGGACCAGCAGCUUUCUCAAUGUCUUGGGUAAGGUUUGCACAAGCUAAGUGGCAGAAUCAGACCUUUGCCAGAAGACUUGGCCCAUGGAAAUUCUAUCCUUUUUUUUUUUU
This is a messenger RNA of Macaca mulatta (Rhesus monkey), 2348 nucleotides long. It is a transcript of the gene CLEC17A, whose product is annotated as C-type lectin domain containing 17A. NCBI's taxonomy places the organism in Eukaryota, Metazoa, Chordata, Mammalia, Primates, Cercopithecidae. The record is from RefSeq and is a predicted model, not a curated record.